CUUUUUUUUUUUUUUUUUUCCUUUCUUCAUCUUUUGAUUUUUCUCCGGCAGAUCCUAGACUACUCGUUUGGUUCAUGCCUGAAGCUUGAACCAACAACAUCACCCAAAACCAAAACAGCUUCUUCCCUAAUAAUUCCUCGCCAUUUUCAACCGCAAAAUACUAAAUUUCUCCUGAGAAACGAAAAAGACUCAUCCCGAAUCCUCAAUUUUCUCUGAAAACAUCAAACUUGCGAAACAGGAGAAACAACAGAAUCAUCUGCUUUCAAUGGAUUCUGACUCUCCCAGAACCAUCCCUGUUGUUUCUACUUUUGCUUCUCCAUUUGACAAUCCUCCUCCUCACCCUCCUUCUUCAGUCAAUGGCGCCAAUUCCUCCAACCGGAAGCCCAUAAGUCUAUGGCCGGGAAUGUAUCAUUCGCCGGUGACAAAUGCUUUGUGGGAGGCAAGGUCUCAGAUCUUCGAAAGACUCCUUGACCCACCGAAAGAUGCGCCUCCACAGAGCGAACUGCUCACCAAAGCUCCAUCUCAAAGCAGGAUUAGCAUUCUUUACAAUUUCUCAACUGAUUACAUACUGAGGGAGCAGUACAGGGAUCCAUGGAACGAAGUUCGGAUUGGGAAAUUGCUUGAAGAUCUCGAUGCCUUAGCCGGAACCAUCUCUGUCAAGCAUUGUUCCGAUGAUGAUAGCACAACAAGGCCGCUUUUGUUGGUUACUGCUUCAGUGGAUAAGAUUGUGUUGAACAAGCCAAUUAGUGUUGAUAUUGAUCUGAAGAUAGUUGGUUCUGUCAUAUGGGUUGGUCGAUCAUCAAUUGAGAUUCAACUAGAAGUUAUUCAAUCAACUAAAGAAGACACGGAUUCUUCAGAUUCAGUAGCUUUGGCGGCCAACUUCAUAUUUGUGGCCCGUGACUCUAAGACUGGAAAGGCUGCUCCAGUGAACCGGCUCUCCCCACAAACUGACCAUGAAAAGUUUCUUUUCGAAGAAGCUGAAGCUAGGAAUAAUUUAAGGAAAAGGAAACAAGGAGGAGACAGAAGGGAAUCUGAAAAUGGCGAAGUAAAUAGACUCAAUGCACUCUUGGCUGAAGGACGGGUCUUCUGUGACAUGCCAGCUCUGGCAGACAGAGAUAGCAUUCUUUUAAGGGAUUCACGACUUGAGAACUCUUUGAUUUGCCAGCCACAACAAAGGAACAUCCAUGGCAGAAUCUUUGGGGGGUUUCUGAUGCACAGAGCAUUUGAGUUGGCUUUCUCAACAGCUUAUGCUUUUGCUGGACUGGUGCCAUGCUUUUUAGAAGUUGAUCACGUUGAUUUCUUAAAACCUGUGGAUGUUGGGGAUUUCCUUCGUUUCAAGUCAUGUGUUCUGUAUACACAACUUGAAAAUCCAGACCAACCCCUAAUAAAUAUUGAAGUUGUCGCUCAUGUUACAAGACCGGAGAUCAGAUCUAGUGAGGUAUCGAAUACUUUCUACUUUACUUUCACUGUUCGCCCAGAAGCAAAAGCUACAAAGAAUGGAUUUAAAAUCCGGAACGUAGUUCCAGGAACAGAGGAAGAGGCACGUCGCAUUCUCGAGCGCAUGGAUGCUGAGACUGUGAGAUCAAUAAAAAGAACGAGCAUCUAACAGAAUCUCGUGUGAGAAAAUCAGCAUAGAAGUGACUGAGGCUUGACUAAUGGUGGGGAAAUUUGAAUACUUUAUGAAAAAAAUUCCGAAAUAAUUGUAGCUUUAGGAUAUUCUGUAAUCAUCUAAAGAACGGAAAGAUCUAAGUUUAUCUUGGUUUGUCCAUGCCCUUAUUUUCAUAUUGGCAACAUUCACCUCUACGGGCUUUUGUGCUCGCUUUUGAGCUGUUUGAGCUCGUACAGCAGCUAACAAGAAAAAGACUCGGGGGUUUUAUCUGUAAGUGAAAGUUAGAGAAAGGAAAGAUUUCUUGAGUGCA
Messenger RNA from Carica papaya (papaya), 1919 nucleotides. Its product is annotated as Thioesterase/thiol ester dehydrase-isomerase superfamily protein. Gene Ontology annotation, molecular function: fatty acyl-CoA hydrolase activity. Gene Ontology annotation, biological process: acyl-CoA metabolic process. NCBI's taxonomy places the organism in Eukaryota, Viridiplantae, Streptophyta, Magnoliopsida, Brassicales, Caricaceae. The record is from RefSeq and is a predicted model, not a curated record.